UGAUAAGCUUUUUUUCUCCCCUGCAGUCAGUCUAAAGCAGAGAAGAGUUUUUGAUGUUCAUUGAUUUUUGCUCCAAGAAAUUACUUUUCCCUGCUUCAGUGCUCUGUGGAGGUACAAGAAGGAAAGCUUUUAAAAAUGUGUGACAGGAGAAAAUUGCUUGUUGCUGCAAUCGUUUUCACAGCUCUCAGCUACAAAGUAACAAGUGAAAAGCUGGACAUGGCCCCAGAUGCUGUAGACGACCAGUUCGAUGGAUGCCGUAAAGAGGCCUUGAAGAAGUUUAUCCAUUCAGGCCUGUUAAAACAAGAGCUAAACAGCAGCAAGGGAUUCCAACAAGCAUGGAAAGUAAAUCCCAAGUGUUCAAAGGUGAUCCCUGGAGGAACAGAAAACCAUACUACUGCUCUUUUGGCGUACGCUAGUGGGGAGGAGUUUUCAAAAACCUUUGACGAUGCAGUAGAGACGCAGGGUGCAAACGUUAGCACCUACGAAGACCACUUUGAUUUCAAGGCCCUCCACUUCCUGCUCAUGGAUUCAAUGUUACUGCUGAAACCGAAGAAAAAGGAGUGCAAGACUGUGCAUCUGCUCAAAGAAGAAACACAGUACACAGUACAAAACGGCUCAACGGUGAGAUUUGGAAGAUUCACCAAAGCCCAGUUGAGCUACAGUGAGCUAAAGCGAUUUCACGAUUUUAAUGAACAAGUUGUUUUUAAUAUCACUUCUUGCUUCUUUGUGAACCUGGGAGACAUUUGCAGUGAAUACCAGGGUACGGCACUCUUAUCUCCAGCUGAAGUGUUCACUGUGGUUGAAGAAAAAACAGUAGAAGAUGACGUAAAUGAGUCUGCCUAUACUGUGAUCGUGUUGAACCACCUACAAGUGAAUAGCACACACAACUGUUACAGCUUUUCACGGUCCCCAGCUGGUGUUUCCAUGCAGUGGCUUGCGUUGAUGUUGAUGUCUUGUGCCUCUGUCUCUUUUUUUCUUUAGCUAUUGACAACAACUGAAAAACAAUUAGCUCCUCAGAAUGCACUGAGAUUUAAUAAAACCCUAAAUACUGCUUUGUGUGUACAGUUAAACAAUAUACUGUCUGUUUUGCUGUGAUGUUGCCAAAUAAGAUGCAACAAGCUUUUUUAGUCAGCUGGAAAAAAAAAAAAUCGUGUUUUUUAAAUAUCUUGUUUUUUAAUUACUUCUUCCAUAUUUUCUUUACACAUAUCAGCAGAAAUAUAUACAGAUUUUUUAUAUGUUUAUCAGUGUAUGUGAGGUAACAAGAUGGCAGGAAAUGUGGAGGGGGGUGGGCAACAUGCAAAAAGGUCCCCAGCCACAUCACAGGUCAUGGUUGACAGUGUAACCCCGAGGUCACCAGGAUGCUGCAGUAUAACACAUCUUCAGCUUUUAAAUCAACUUUUAGAUGCAUGAGCUGAGCUUUACAUUAAAAAAUUAACUGAUUGAACUGCUCUUGUCUUGCCUCAUCAUUUUUAUACCUGUGUUUCAGGGUUGAGCACCUAUUCAUGUGAGAACAACAGCAGUUUGCAGUGGUGAAUACAGUAUGGUGAUCAUUUUACAAAACAUACUUUUCAGUCAAACAUUAGCUUGAAAA
Centropristis striata (black sea bass) is the source of this 1591-nucleotide messenger RNA. Its product is annotated as GPI-linked NAD(P)(+)--arginine ADP-ribosyltransferase 1. NCBI's taxonomy places the organism in Eukaryota, Metazoa, Chordata, Actinopteri, Perciformes, Serranidae. Gene Ontology annotation, molecular function: NAD+-protein-arginine ADP-ribosyltransferase activity; NAD+ poly-ADP-ribosyltransferase activity. The transcript is spliced from 4 exons. The record is from RefSeq and is a predicted model, not a curated record. The coding region runs from base 136 to 981 and encodes 281 amino acids.